Molecule: messenger RNA, 480 nt
Organism: Ilex paraguariensis (yerba mate)
Lineage: Eukaryota; Viridiplantae; Streptophyta; Magnoliopsida; Aquifoliales; Aquifoliaceae
Source: the annotation of a GenBank genome assembly
AUGGAGGGCCAAGUUGUACUGAAGGUGUUAGUGUCCAUUGCUGUUGUUGGAAUAGUGGGAUUAUUCAUACGUCUGUAUAGUGCACUAGUGGCGAAGCCAAAGAAGCUUCAAGCAGCGUUGAGGAAGCAAGGGAUAACGGGACCGCCGCCGACUAUUUUACUAGGAAACAUCUUGGAGAUCAAGAAAUCCAGAACCCCAAAGCCACCAACCUGUGGAGCUCCAGAGAACCACGACUGUGCCAAUGUUCUUUUUCCCUUCUUCGAGAAAUGGCAAAAGCAAUAUGGCGAAAAGUUCAUGUUUUCUCUGGGUAACACACUAAUAUUAGAAUUGACUCAACCUGAUAUGGUGAGAGAAAUAACCACAUGCACAUCUUUGGACCUGGGGAAGCCUUCAUAUCAAGCCAAAGAGCGUGGUUCUUUGCUUGGCCAAGGCAUUCUGACCUCAAAUGGACCAUUUGGGCUCACCAAAGGAAAAUCAUAG